AAAUCACCAAAGCAUCUACCUUAUACGUAAAGGCCUGUUUUUAAAGACUCUCAGAACCACUGAAAAGAAGCCGCAACUAAAUCCAUUAACUAUGUUUUGAGCAUGUGAGAGCACGGAAAAAUUAAAUUAGUCCACGUAAAGUCGAAGAAAGAGAAUAUUAGAAGCUGUCAAGAAUCGUUAAUUCCUUAAAUUCUUGAAGUUAUGUUAGGUUAAAAAAUUGGAGUUUAGUACAUAAGUGAAUUAACUCACUUCAAGCUUAGCAAAAGCGUGAAUAUUGAAACGUUGAAUCGACAAGGAGCUGCGAAUUUAAAUAAUUUAUCAAUGACAACAUCCCAAAAACAUCGCAGUUUUGUUUCAGAACCCAUUUCUGAAAAGGUUGUAGAAGAGUUACCAGGCAUCGGUGAAAAACUUGGAGAAAGACUCAAAGCUAAAGGGUAUGACAAAGCGUAUGUCGUCCUGGGACAGUUUCUUCUUUUGAGGUGCGAAGAAGAGUUAUUCAAGGAAUGGCUUUCACAAACAUGUGGUGCUAAUUCAAAACAGUCCGGAGAUUGUUACACUGCCCUUAAAGACUGGUGUAGUUGUUUCAUUUUCUAAGUAGUGUACACUAAGAAUAUUAUGUGACAUUGUUAUACGCAUCUUAUUUUCCUCUACGUACAUUUUGUUAAUAUUUGUUUUAAAAAUUUAUGCAUUGAAGUAUCCAGUGCAAUAUAUUGUACUAAUAUUUUCACCUUUAGAUUUUUUAGAUGAAUCGCGGUAACCAAACUGAUUAGUGGUUAGUAUUCUUGUCAUAGUGAUUAACUCGUAUAGCAGCCCUCAUACAUCAGUUAGUCCGAACUCCUAGCUUCCUGCAUCAAAGUUGCCCGUUAGUGUGCAUCUGCAGAGAUGUUUUUGCGGGAUCGUGGGCUGAUCAUGGAAUAACGUAUCUUAAUGGCCUGUAUGAACUAGUAUAGAUAAAUACAGUAGUCACAUAUUUUGUCAAAGUGCGGAAACAGUGGGUUUUCCUUGUUACUAUUAGUUUUUUAACCUUCAAGUGACGGUUUUAUUGCAAACGAGUUAAGAGGAUAUGGUUGUGGGGUAUUAUAUUAAAGUCAGUCGUAUACAACGUAGAGCUUGACACU
Messenger RNA from Schistosoma mattheei, 1118 nucleotides. Lineage: Eukaryota; Metazoa; Platyhelminthes; Trematoda; Strigeidida; Schistosomatidae. The record is from the annotation of a GenBank genome assembly.